Molecule: messenger RNA, 3594 nt
Organism: Uranotaenia lowii
Lineage: Eukaryota; Metazoa; Arthropoda; Insecta; Diptera; Culicidae
Exons: 3
Coding region: 1-3594 (1197 amino acids)
Biological process (GO): proteolysis
Molecular function (GO): aspartic-type endopeptidase activity
Source: RefSeq, a predicted model, not a curated record
AUGGCUUACGAAUUGACGAUCAGAGCAGUCCCUUUUGCCGAAAAGGAUUCAAGAGCAGCAUUACUUCGUCGUCUGAAGGAUCGUCUCAAGCUAGAGCAGAACGAAGCAAAUCCGGACAUUGAAUAUUCUCGUUGGGAUAAAACUGUGGAAGAAGAAAUACACAUAAUCGAUUCAGAAGUGAAAAAUAUCGCGGAUAUUCUCGAGCACAGGGUUCACUUUGAUGGUAUUCGAGAAACUUUGAAAACCAGAUUGGCGCACUACUUCGACAGGUGCACCAGAGCCCUGGAAGUCGCGGAGCUAGAGCCAGAUUUGAAAGACCUGGAUCAGUUACAGGCAUUGAUUCUCCGAUAUUUUCAGGCUCACUUUUCUCCCAUUGGUACCUUACAGAAAGUUCAGUCGGAACUUUUGGUGAACAUUGCAAGAUCGUUGUCCAAUCUAAGUUUGUCGCAGAAUAAAUCCUCCCGUAGAAAAACGAGACAUCGGUCUCCACGAGAUAGUAGUAGAUCGGACGAUAGGAAUGAGAAGGAAAGUAGCGAAGAAGGAGCUGUAGGUCGUAAUCCAGAUGAACCGCGAUUUCCGCCGCGAAAAUUGAAAUCUACCGAAACGUAUCGCGAACGGCUUUCGGAUUCGGAAGAAGUAGAACGUUACGUGAAGCAUAUUAAAAUGAAAAAGAGUAAUCGGGUUCCACCACGCCUCCAACGAUCUGACUCAGAUGAAGAUUGGGUGUUACCAUCGGAUUCCGAUUCUAGUGUUCCUACUCCUCGUCGUCGCGAACGUAGGUCACGUCACGAUAUGCCUCCUCCGCGUAGGGGCCGACCAGUCUCGGAUUGGAACUUAUGGUAUGACGGAAAAGAUAAUGGCCAAGGCCUAAUGCGAUUCAUUCGGGAAAUCGAAUUUACCGCGAAUUCGGAAAAUAUGUCCCAGCAAGAACUGUUCCGUUCGGCAAUCAAUCUCUUUCGUGGGCCGGCAAAAACCUGGUUCAUGUCCGGUAUCGAGAACGAGGAAUUCGCGUCGUGGAAACAAUUAGUUCGCGAAAUGAAAAAUGAGUUUUUGUCACCGGAUCACGAUCAUGUAAGCGAAAUGCGCGCGAUCGCGAGGAAACAGGGUCCGAAGGAGAAAUUCCAAAAUUACCUAAUAGAAAUGCAAAAAAUCUUUAAUGGCUUUACGAAAUCGGUAUCGGAAAAACGCAAAUUUCAGAUCAUUUUUAGGAACAUGCGUUCUGACUAUCGCGGCUACGCAAUAGCAUCGAAGAUUGAUAAUUUGGCCGAUCUUAAAACGUUUGGUAGACAGUUGGAUGCCACGUUCUGGUACAAAUUCCAAGCUGUCGACGAAAGUCCGCGUGUACGUAGUCAAGUGAACGAAAUUCGAACCGGCGCGAAACCGAAAACUCGCGAUAAUCUAGAAACAACGAACCAAAAGUCACGAUACUUCUAUGGGAGUUCUAAAUCAGAACCCUGGAAGGAAAUUCAGAAACCGAAGCAGCAAUAUCGUGGCUCCGAGAAGUCUUCCUUAGAUCACCCUCGUAGGAAAAAUUCUACUCCUGAUGGUCUUGAAGUUUUAUUAUCAAACUAUCUGCCGUUGCCGGAAGGAAGGUGCUACAAUUGUAGGCUUCCAGGUCACCAUUACAAGGAUUAUUUGGUCCAAUCUGGGUACCAAAUCGUAAACCCCACCGACUACGUUUAUUCUGAUGGUCCAGAAGUGAAUGAACUGAUCCUUAAUUUGGAAAAUGACAGUCGUCCGUUUGCCAAAGUGACGAUAUUCGGUUUACCAUUGAUCGGUCUCCUCGAUAGUGGGGCCAAUAAAAGCAUAUUAGGCCAAGGCGCCGAACAUUUCAUCCAAAUCUGUCGUUUAAAAGUCCUCCCAGUCGAUCUAGAAGUUGUAACGGCCAACGGUCAAAAUUUGAAAGUUUUAGGUUACGUGAGCACUCCUGUGACUUUCAACGAUUCAACAAAAUUGAUAGAUUUGUUGGUUAUUCCUUCCUUGAAACAAAAAUUGAUCUUAGGAGCCGAUUUUUGGGUCACGUUUGGAAUCGUACCAUCACUUCUACCAAUCUCUGUUGAUGAAGUUGAGUGCUCACAGGAUGUGUUUCAACUCUCACCCGAACAACAAAAUGAGCUGGAAGAAGUGAAGGGACUUUUCAAAAUAGCCGUUGAUGACAAAUUAGAUGCCACCCCAUUGAUAACCCACCGGAUUGAACUAACGGAAGAAGCCAAAAGUAAGCCACCGGUACGCAUAAAUCCCUUUCCAGUAUCUCCGAAACGACAGGUCCAAAUCAAUGACGAGUUGGACAGGAUGCUGGAAUGUGGGAUCAUAGAAAGAUCGUACAGCGAUUGGUCGUUAAGAUUGGUGCCCGUCGACAAAGCAGACGGCACUGUAAGACUGUGUAUCGAUGCCCGAAAGCUCAAUGAACUAACUGUCAGGGACUCAUAUCCACUCCCCCACGCCGACAGGAUUCUCAGCAGACUCGGCCCGUCUAGAUUCAUUUCCACAAUCGACUUAUCGAAGGCUUUUCUCCAGGUCCCUCUACACCCCCGAUCGAAGAAGUUCACUGCCUUCGCAGUGCUAGGUCGUGGAUUCUUCCAAUUCCGAAGAAUGCCCUACGGACUUGUCAACAGUCCGGCAACACUGGCUCGGUUGAUGGAUCGCAUACUGGGUGGGGGCGAGCUAGAACCGUUUGUGUUCGUUUACCUUGAUGACAUCAUUGUGGUAAGCGACACAUUCGGUGAACAUCUAGCCCGCCUUCGCGAAGUUGCAUCCAGGUUGAACAUGGCUAAUCUUUCAAUAAAUAUUUCAAAAUCCAAGUUUUGUGUGUCUGAGGUAGGCUAUUUGGGGUACAUUUUAAGUCCACAGGGAUUGCGACCCAACCCGGAAAGGGUCGACUCAAUAGUCAACUACGAGAGGCCUAAAUCACUCCGUGCCGUGAGAAGGUUCUUAGGGAUGUGCAACUACUACCGAAGAUUCAUUGAGAACUUCAGUGCAGUUGUACAGCCCCUAACGGACCUUCUCAAAGGCAAGCCCACAUCGGUUAAGUGGAACGACCUAGCUGAAGUAGCGUUUGUUAAAAUAAAGGAGCUGUUGAUCAGCACACCUAUUUUAGCAAACCCUGACUUCAGCAGGCCUUUUUGUAUACAUUGCGACGCAAGCGACCUGGCCAUAGCGGGGGUGCUUACCCAGUUUUAUGAUACCAUUGAAAAACCCGUCGCUUACUUCUCUCAGAAGUUGGGAACUACCCAACAAAGGUAUUGCGCGACCGAGAAAGAAGCACUUGCCGUUCUCAAAUCCGUUGAGAAAUUUCGAUGCUACGUGGAAGGGUCGAAAUUUACUGUGUACACUGAUGCAUCCGCUCUCACGUAUAUCCUACGAAGUAGCUGGCGAACAUCUUCCAGAUUGUGCAGGUGGAGUAUCGAAUUACAAAGAUACGACUUUGAGAUCAAACACCGACGUGGUUCCGACAAUAUCGUGCCGGACGCGUUGUCUCGAGCAGUUGAGGAACUGCACGUCUCUCCUGGUCAGCCAAAUUGGUACCUGUCCAUGGUCGCGAAAAUGUGCAACAGCAAAUCAUUAUCGAAAAUCAUGACGACUCUUUACAUUUAG